Messenger RNA from Cydia fagiglandana, 1726 nucleotides. RefSeq names its product monocarboxylate transporter 6-like. Gene Ontology annotation, biological process: transmembrane transport. Gene Ontology annotation, molecular function: monocarboxylic acid transmembrane transporter activity. The record is from RefSeq and is a predicted model, not a curated record. The transcript has 10 exons. Gene Ontology annotation, cellular component: membrane. NCBI's taxonomy places the organism in Eukaryota, Metazoa, Arthropoda, Insecta, Lepidoptera, Tortricidae. Bases 200 to 1609 code for a protein of 469 amino acids.
CGAAAAUAGUUAAUGUGGUGGCAGUGACAGUAAAGCGAGGACGUGCGUGUGUUUGUCUCAUCGUAAAAUGCUGCCUCGGAAAAAUCUACUAGUCCGCUGAUAAUGUUUUAAGUGCCUACAGCUAAAACGCGAAUUAUUCGUCGCACAAUUAACUUAGAUCAGCACAAAAUUAUCGAACGCGUUCACGUGUUAAAUAAGCAUGGAUGAGGCUUUCGCGCAUAUCGAGGGGAAUGGGAAGAAAAACUGCAAGAGGGAUAUGGUUCCCCCGGAUGGUGGCUGGGGCUACGUUGUGUGUCUCGGCGUAGGAUUUACUUUUAUGUUAGGUUUUGGAUCAUCGAACGCGUUUGGUAUUUUAUUUCACAAUUUUUUCAUCGAGCAAGGCAGUGCGAGUGGCCUUCCUCUAGUCAUUGGGGUAUACAAUGGAGCUCUGUCGAUAUCAGGAUUCCUGAGUGGCAUAGCUCUAAAGAGGUAUUCCUUCAGACAAGUGGGCUUAAUCGGAGCUGGACUCUUCGUGCUGGGAGAUGUCUUGACUAUUUUCGUACAGCGCACCUAUCAGCUUGUUUUCACGUUCGGGGUCAUUAGAGGAGCCGGAUUCGGCAUGAUGAUUCCCGUUAGCUUCACAGCAUUCAAUUGUUAUUUCACAAAAAGACGGACAGCCAUGAUGAGCGCCAACCAGACCAUGAGCAGCAUAGCUUCCAUCACCUUCCCCAUCCUGGUCACGUACCUGCUGGCGGAGUACGGGCUCCGGUGGACCCUGGCGCUCAUCAUGGCCCUGGAUUUGCAUCUAGUCUUCGCCAUGCUGGUCAUGCAUCCAGUUCAGUGGCACAUGAUUAAAAACACGGAGGCUAGCAUAACAGAGUUUAAGUCAAAGUGCGAUGUCCUUAAUGUUUCCAAAAUAAAUUAUGAAAAUGACGAGGCAAUCGUAAAAAUGUUGCCAGCAGAUGACAGUGAAGAAAAGGAGAAGCUACCAAAGCGUCAUGAGUCGAUACAGAAAAGUAUAAUAAAAAUGAUCUGCGAAAACGUCGAAGUAGAUUUAUUAAAAGAUCCUCGUUUCGUGAGUACGUUAUUGGGCUUGGGGUUCGCAUUCGUCUCGGAUAUAACCUACCUGGCUAUGGAACCCAUGCUACUCUUUUCUUAUGGAUUCAGCAAGAUGGAAGUAGCAACAUGCGUGAUGGCGGGCGCCAUUGCCGAUUUACUAGCAAGGUUCCUUCUUGCCGUAAUCACCUUCUUCGUUGCUGUAGACAGCAGAAAGCUAUUUUUUGGUGGCACUUGCAUAACGAUAUUACUGCGAAUUGCGUUGGUGAGCGGUAGCGAUCUCUGGUGGGUGUUCAGCGUGACGGUGGCGUCGGGCGUGGUGCGCUGCUCCGUACAGGUGCUGUUCCCGCUGGUGCUGGCCACCGCCGCGCCCCCCGACCGCUUCCCCGCCGCUCUUGGCCUGCACAUCAUCUUCUCCGGCGUGCUGAUGCUCAUGGCGGAUCCUUUAAUCGGUGUAAUCUAUGAAGCAACGGGAAGCUACAGCUACUGUUUCUUCGCAAUGAGUUUCUGUUGCCUGCUCUGCGUUGUGCUGUGGUCCAUUGAGUAUAUCAUUUAUCGCAAAGAUAAACGAUGAUUAAUGUAAGAGUGCCUUCUAAUUCGACUGAGACAAAUAAGUUAUAGCUAUAAUAUUUAUGAAAGACUUAAAAUUAAGAUUUAAGAUAGGUAGGAGUACUUAGGCAGAAGUUAGAGU